AUUUUUUAUUUAUUUAUUUUUUAUUCUUACACUACACCAGACAAAUUUGCAUUUGACAAAAAGUAAUUUUUUUUGUCUAUUUUCUCUUUUCUUCCGUCUUAACAUACAUACAUUUAUAUUAUUUUUAACACUUUUUAAAAAGUGCCUGCAUUUCUUUUAUUUUUUGUGUACCCCGGCAAUUUCUUUUUCCUGCUCAGUUUGUUGUGAAUUCGCGAUAAUAACACGGCAACAUCGAGCGGUGUGUGAGAAAAGCUAUAUAUACACACGGGGAGGUCGUAUCAUUGCUGACCGACCACCACCAAGUUCUCUUCAACACCCAUCCAUAUUUCCUUUCUUCCUUUAUAAACUUCAUUCUACCAUACUUGACACACUUAUAAACACACAACUAUUGCAUCUACUGCCAAAACAAUGGCAUCUUCCACAGUCAGAGUGGCUCUGCGGAUUCGACCACUAUCAUCACAGGAGCACUUGAAUGGCGACACAGAGUGCGUCACGCAGCUUCCUGGAGUGCCACAGGUCGUUAUUGGAGCUGAUCGGGCGUUUACCUUUGACUACGUAUUUUCGCCAGAGGUACCGCAGGAGCAGGUCUAUGAUGAGUCAGUCAAGCCGCUGGUGUCGCAGUUUAUUCAAGGUCAGACUGGAAGUGGAAAGACAUUCAGCAUGGGCACGGAGCUGUCACUAAUGACAACAAGUUCGGACAUGCAGGGCGUGGUCCCGCGUGCAAUCAACGAGAUCUGGAACCACCUCGAAAACCGAUCCAACACUAAGGCGGGGUUCACCUACUCCGUCGACAUUUCAUUCCUAGAGCUGCACAACGAGGACCUCGUUGACCUGCUCAACCCGCGUUCAGCCGCCGGCAGUCGCGGACCGACAAUUCGCGAGGACAGCCGCGGCAACAUGGUACUCGUGGGCGUCGAGCGCAAGCCAGCCAGCCACGCCAGCGACAUCCUCGGGUUUUUGCACCAAGGCGCACUGUCCCGCACCACAGCGUCAACCGAUAUGAACCAUACGUCGUCGCGGUCGCACGCUAUUUUCACAAUUUUCUUGCGCCAGCAGGACCGCCGGUCAUCGGCCAUGCUUGUAGGCGGGUGUGCGUCACCGACGAUGAAUGAUCCUGCGGACCUUGAUGGCGGGCCAUCAAUCGUAUCCAAAAUUCAUUUUGUCGAUUUGGCCGGAUCCGAGCGCAUUAAGCGCACAGGUGCAGCCGGAGAUCGGGCCAAGGAAGGCAUAUCGAUCAAUGCCGGUUUGCUUGCACUAGGCAAUGUCAUCUCGGCGCUCGGCAGUAGCAGCAGCAGUCCCAGCAACCAGCAGCAAUCGAAGCGCCCCAUGCAUGUUCCGUACCGCGACAGCAAGCUCACUCGACUUUUGCAGGACUCGCUCGGCGGCAACUCGCAGACUGUAAUGCUCGCAUGUAUCUCGCCCUCAGACCGAAACAACGCCGAGAGCCUUAACACCAUUCGCUAUGCCAACCGUGCACGCAAUAUCCGCAAUAAGGUGGCGGUGAAUUUCGACAAGAACAGCUCAGCAAUCCACGCUCUUGCUCACCGAGACUGGUGGAGAUUCCAGCUCUAUAAGGGCACUUGA
Molecule: messenger RNA, 1584 nt
Organism: Kickxella alabastrina
Lineage: Eukaryota; Fungi; Kickxellomycota; Kickxellomycetes; Kickxellales; Kickxellaceae
Product: P-loop containing nucleoside triphosphate hydrolase protein
Exons: 6
Coding region: 409-1584 (391 amino acids)
Biological process (GO): microtubule-based movement; mitotic spindle organization
Molecular function (GO): microtubule motor activity; microtubule binding; ATP binding
Source: RefSeq, a predicted model, not a curated record